Drechmeria coniospora is the source of this 882-nucleotide messenger RNA. RefSeq lists its product as uncharacterized. The transcript is spliced from 2 exons. The record is from RefSeq and is a predicted model, not a curated record. Lineage: Eukaryota; Fungi; Ascomycota; Sordariomycetes; Hypocreales; Ophiocordycipitaceae. The coding region runs from base 1 to 882 and encodes 293 amino acids.
AUGUACCAUCAGAGGAGGAGGUCGGGCAACACGUCGAUGACGGACGUUCGCAGGGCCGUCACCGUCACCGACCUCUCGUCCAAGAAUCGGAGACCAGCCGCGUCCCGCAAGCACACGCCCGUCAGCGGCCAGAAGCUCGGCCGGAGCGUUCGUGAGCGAGAGCGAGAGCGUCAGGACUCGUGGGCCGACGAGCGGGAGAGCUUUCCCCAGUACUGGUCCGUCCCCGCACCCCGAUCCGCCGUCGUGGUCGAGCCUUGCGUCGCUGACACGUCUCUCUCCCAUUCCAGCAUGACGUGCGAGAAACAAUUCAUCCCGCACGACGAAUGGUUUCUCUACUGUUCCGAAACAUGCCGGCGCGACGAUCAACAGAGCAGCUCCGCCUCCUCGCACGCCGCCACGGCCCGGCUCCGCGACGCAGCUGCCGACUUGGCUCCUCCGCCGUCGGGAAAGACGGAGCUCAAGGACAUCGUCCCUCGAGCGUCGCCUUCGAGGCCGACGUCGAUGCAUUACGGAAGCUCGCCUCCGGUCGAUAUGGAGAUGAAAGCGUCGUCGUCGGUCGCUCAUCACACGUCCGCUCUCUCGGCUCUUCGCUCUCUCCACAUCGGCCUGCCAAGCCCUCCAUCGCCGACGGGUGCCAGCUUCUGGCCAUUUGGACGCACCAUGGCGACGAGCCCCAGCAUCUCGUGCUCGAGGCCAUCGGCGCCGUACCUGUCGUCCUGUGACGGCGGCUACAACUACAACAAUAACCACAACUACAAAUACGGCGCAUAUCCGUACGACAUGGGGCCGAGCGCCAUCGAUCGGCCGUUGCCGUCGCGCCAUCCCAACAUCUACUCGCGGCCGCGGAGCAUCGAGCUGGUGAUGCCCAUCAUCAGUCGUUAA